AUGAGGAUCAUCUACACGUGUUGUUUAGCAAUCGUUGCUAUUGCUGAGGCUGCUCCGGGGAGGUUCGUGUUCCCGGAUCAGGUCAGACAUGAAAAGAAAUUAGAUCCAAUAACACCACCGGUUCUGCCGGUUUUGGAGCAUUUGGAAAGAGAUCCUAGCACGCUUCUGCCUGGAGAAGGUGGAAGGAGAGGCCCGGCUCAAGUGAAGCCCAGGUUUGGGCAUGGUGCUUUUAACGUGCGACCCACGGGGAACGGAGGGUUGAGUGCUAGUAUAAGCAGCAGUGCGAGUGGAGCUGGUAUCAGUCAGUCUGCAUCUCAAUCUUUCUCAUUCGGCUUCAACGAAGGAUUCAGUGCAUCACAUUCUGCGAGUCAAGCGGCUUCCUUCAAUGGAUUUGGAAGUUCCUUCAGUGGUAGCCAAGCCAGUAGCCAGGCAGCGUCUUUCAGCGGCGCAGGCGCAUCUCUGUCAGGAGCUGCGUCCUCAGCGUCAGCCUUGGGAGGCUUCAACAGUUUUGGUGUAACUCCAGGUCACAACAGUCUCAGUGGAAGUCAGAGUGCCUCGCAAGCAUUUGGAUUCAAUUCUCUGAACGCUUUCCAACCUGAUGCAUAUUCAGGCAAUGGUCUUCUAGACGCUCGGCAUCGUGGUGCACCUGGCUUUCCAUUUCCUGAUCUCGUCGGCAGGAGCAAAAGCCUGAACGCAGUCGCCUUCAAACGACCGCUUUCUAGAAACGAUGACUUCCUAGCUUUAUUAGUAUCUAAUUAA
Molecule: messenger RNA, 759 nt
Organism: Danaus chrysippus (African queen)
Lineage: Eukaryota; Metazoa; Arthropoda; Insecta; Lepidoptera; Nymphalidae
Source: the annotation of a GenBank genome assembly